Messenger RNA from Ctenocephalides felis (cat flea), 960 nucleotides. Its product is annotated as beta-1,3-galactosyltransferase 1-like. Gene Ontology annotation, molecular function: hexosyltransferase activity. The record is from RefSeq and is a predicted model, not a curated record. Gene Ontology annotation, cellular component: membrane. The transcript has 3 exons. Bases 1 to 960 code for a protein of 319 amino acids. Lineage: Eukaryota; Metazoa; Arthropoda; Insecta; Siphonaptera; Pulicidae.
AUGAUCAAGGAGCAGCUGCAUGCAUCAGGGCCCUGUGACAGAAAUCUCAGGGAUGCAGAACUAAUAACAUGUCGUUUAAAACGUGUUGAACAACUAUGCCAGUUGCCAACCUCUGUACUUCAGCAACUUGCCAUGUGUGGUUAUUAUGAAGAUUUGGAGAAAGGAGUCACAUCUAGAAAGGCAAUUCGGUCAACAUGGGGUAAUAAAAAUAAUUUGAGCUAUAAAAAAUAUCUUGAAGAGAAAUAUGGAAAUGAUACUGGCAGCAAUAUUCGUAACACUAAUAGUGAAAUCGGAAAUAUCAACAUGAGAAUAUUAUUUCUUCUGGGAUUACCUGAUGGUGAUAAUAAAACACAAAAGAAAAUUUUAGCAGAAAAUAAGAGACAUGGUGAUAUUAUCCAAGAAGACUUCAUUGAUUCCUACGGAAAUCUUACUAUCAAAGUUGGCAUGAUGUUAAAAUGGAUUUGGACAAACCACAAUGACAACAUUGAAUACAUUCUCAAAGCAGAUGAUGAUGUGUAUUUGAACAUACAUGAAUUAGUAAAUGAAUUAAUAUACAUCUACAGACAACCAAUUAUGCUCAUGGGAUUAUUAGUCACAAACCAGGAACCAUAUAGCAGCCGUAGAAGUAAAUAUUAUUCACCAAAACAUAUGUACGACUACAAAGUUUUUCCAGAUUACCUUAGAGGAUGUUCCUAUUUGAUGACCCUGGAAGCAGCUCUUACAUUAUUUGAAACUGCCUUGAAUACACCAAUUCACUAUUUGGAAGAUGUGUUUUAUACUGGAAUUUGUACUGUUGGUGCAGAAAUUCAUCUGGUACACAAUGAAGGUUUUGCAAAGAGAAGUGAUCCUGAUAUAAAUUGUAAAUAUUUAUGUGACAUAACGAUUUGUAGCAUGAAACCUAAACAAAUAAUAAAGGCUCACAAGAAAAGUAAAAGAUGUAGACUACUGUACAAAUGUUAA